AAUUACCUUAUGAAAAUGUAGAAAUAUUAGAACGAAAACUCUAAUGUGACACUAGAAAUUAAUAUUACAAUAGGCAAUGAUUUUAAGAAAACUCUUACUUACAUACAAGGAUAAGAUCCUGUAUUGGCAGCUAGUUUAUUUUGUGAGCAGAAUAAUUUAAAACCGUCUGCUGUUUACUAUAUUUAAUAAGCAAUAGAGCAAGUUAUUUAAAAUGUUGAUUCGUUUGAAAAUGAAAACGAACAACAAUCAUAAAUUAUUGAAGGAAAUUCAAAUGACGAAUAUGAUCCAAGAUCUUCAGAUGAAUCAGAAUAUUAAAAUUAAAGAAGUAUGAAAAAAUCUAACAUUUAUAAUAAGCAAUACUCAAAAAGUCCUAUUCGCCAAAAAACCAAAACAUAAAUUCAUUUUGGAAGUGAUAACAAAAUUUAUAAUGGAACAGAUUCUGAAAACAGUCAUAGAAUGUAUUAAAAUAAUUCGUUUAGAAUAUAAAAUCCAGGCAUAAAUCUUUACUAAAAGGGGAUGGUUCAUCAAAUAGUAAAAGAAAAAAAAAUGAAACAAAUGCAGAUGCAGUAAGAGAAAGAUGAAUUAAAAGAAGCUACAUUUCAGCCACAAAUAAAUUACAACUCUAUUUUGUUAUAUGGCAAGCAAGAUUAACAGUAAAGAUAUGAAAAAAUAAAGAGAAAGAUGGAGGAUAAAAUGAAUAUCAUUAAAUAAAAUACUCAAUUAUAGGAAUAAUUAAAGUGCACAUUUUAGCCUUAAAUUGGUGUUGUAAGCUCUAGAAUUGGUCAGUUUGCAAAAGAGCACAGAGAAGUUAAAGAAGUUUUUUAGCAUCUUUAUUUAGAUUCAUAUAGGAGAUAACAAGAAAAAGAUAAAAGAUAGCAAGAAAUAAUAGAACUAGAAGAACAGAGGAAUAAAGAACAAUGCCCUUUUACUCCAGAAAUAAGUUCAAGCAAAAUCUAAAGCUUUAACAAACUCUCUUCAGAGAGAAGGAUGCUUUAGAAUCCAUAAUAAUAAGAUUAAGAUUUCAGUUAGCGUCAAGACUUUUAUGAAAACUAUGAUUUGAAAAACUAAGAAAAUAAUGAAAGUUUCGAUUUCUCUAAAAACUCAGAUGCUAUAUCAUAGCUUAGCUAGUUAACUGAAAGAGAAGGUUUGCUAGCUCUUCGUCCGAAAAUUUAAACACCUAUUUGCAGUUAUCCAAUUUAAGAACCUUAGUAAGAAUUAAUGAAAGCAUAGCCAUAAAUUCAAACAUAACCGAAGGUUUAAUUUCAAAAGAGUUUCUUUAACUUGGAGAAUAAAUUUUAGCAAAUGAGAAAUAGUAAAGAAUAAAUGAGUAGUCCAGUUAAAAAGUUUGUAAAACCAGAAUAAAAGUAAAUUUAAAAGAAAAUAAAAAGGUCAAACUCUUUGAAUGUUUGGGAGGAUCUGUAUAAAUAAGCGCAGCAACAAAAAGAAAGCUAGAAAUAAAUAGAAUUUAAGAUAAAACAAUAAAUAUAAAAAGAAAUAAACAAGUAAAAACUCUCAUUAAAAAGCAAGGAAAUUAUAAAUUAAUAGCGAGAUUAAAUAAUUGAGUGCAUAUUCUAAGUAUUGGAUGGAAAAGAAAAAGGAUAUAUAAGCCCAGAUAAUUUGUGCAGCUAAUUCCUAUCAAAUAAUUUGAAUAAAAUACUUAAUCCUCUAUAUGAAGCAAUACGUUUGAAUAAUACAAUGUUAGACUACUCUCAAUUCAAUAAAGCAGUGAAAUCUCUAUAUAACUCUAUCGACUUUAAUGAUAAAUUAGUUAUUUCUAGAAUAUUAUAAAAAAGAUCAUAAAGUCUUCCAAACCAUAUGUAGUAAGUAAUAAAUAAAUAAAUAAAUAAAUAAAUAAAAAAGAUAUUUUUACUCAGAAAACUCUUUCAAAACUAUUCAUUAAUCAAUUAUGCUUUUUUAUUAUUCCUUCAAAUAAUAUUUAAAGAUAGUAAUUUUAAUUUAAUUAAGCUUCAAAAAAAUGUUCAAUUUGAUUUAAAUUUUUUUUAAUUUUUUUUGGUGUUUAUUUUUGAUAUUCUUGGUGAUUUUUAUAAUUUUAGAAUAAAUCCAGCUUGA
Messenger RNA from Tetrahymena thermophila SB210, 2070 nucleotides. Its product is annotated as transmembrane protein, putative. Lineage: Eukaryota; Ciliophora; Oligohymenophorea; Hymenostomatida; Tetrahymenidae. The transcript is spliced from 7 exons. The record is from RefSeq and is a predicted model, not a curated record.